Spirometra erinaceieuropaei is the source of this 9840-nucleotide messenger RNA. The record is from the annotation of a GenBank genome assembly. NCBI's taxonomy places the organism in Eukaryota, Metazoa, Platyhelminthes, Cestoda, Diphyllobothriidea, Diphyllobothriidae.
AUGAGAAGUCAGGAGCAGAACCACAAAGGCACCUCACCUUUCGAGGACUUGCCUAUUGAUAUAAUAGCCACCUUUCCAAUUGACUAUAUGCACCUUGUGUGUCUUGGUGUCAUGCGGCAGCUCCUGCAUAUGUGGCGGCUGGCUAUGGGGAAACAGUCCGUCACAAUUAAUGCCUCCAUAAAACAGUGCAGUCAAUGUUUGCCUGCUGAAUUUUCACGCAAGUGCAGACCUCUUGAUUGUCUGGAAUUCUGGAAGGCCGCGGAAUACCGCCAGUUCCUCUUGUACAUAGGUCCCGUAGUCUUUGCUUCCCAUCUUGAUUCCUUCCGUUAUGAACAUUUUCUUCUUUUGUUUGUUGCCUUUUUCACAAAGCGGGAGAAAGUACCUCGCCAAAUAGCUUAAUAUCAGUGAGUCUCGCAGGCAUUUUUGGCGAAAUAAUGCAGAAAAUAGUAAAAUUGGAGCUGAUGAGACAUAUUGAGGAGAACAGCUUGCUUAGUGAGCAUCAAUAUGGAUUUAGAGUAAUCGAUCCUGUCUGAUUAACCUGCUCAUAUCCGUGCAAAUCUGGACGAAAUCCUUAGGGAUGGGUUUUUUUCAGUAGAUGCAGUUUACAUUGACCUCAGCAUAGCCUUCGACAGGGUGCCACAUAGACGGCUCAUAUCUAAACUACGCCAUAUGUGUGUCACUGGCAACCUCCUCAAGUAGUUUACAGACAUUAUCACAGGCCGACGUCGGCGGGUGUGAAUUGGUGUCGCCAAAUCGGAGUGGAAAUCGUUCACAGCCAAGUCCCGCAGGGGAGUCUUCUUGGUCCCAUUUUUUUCUUCAUAUAUGUGGACGGUUGUCUAGAUUGCCUGACCUGUGGGAAGGUAAUGUUCGCUGAUGAUCUGAAGUUAUGGAAUUCGACUGAAAAACCAAAGGAAGUGUUAAACUUGCAAAACAAAUUACAUCAACUGUAACAGUAGUGUUAUGACAGAUGCCAAUUCAUCAAACGAAGGUCUAGUUACAGAAAGGAUUUGGGGUCUAAAUUAAGUAUUUCCGCGGAGGUCACGAACUCGAACUUGCAAAUAAGGUAAAGGACCUUGGUGUGUGGAUGAAGUCCACUCUCAAACUCUCGUCUCUUUGCGCCAAGAUAGCAAAUAAGGCUAUGUGUAUCCUGGGGCGAUGUGAAGACCCUUGCCUAAUUGUAACAGAAAGCCUCUCGGUCGACUAGGUGGAACAUUUGCCCGGCGAAUUUUGGAAUAUGGUAAUCAGGCAUGGAGUCCCCGGAUGGGGCAAGACUACAUUCUGUUGGAGAAGGUGCAACGAAGGGCGACUAAAUUAGUACGUGUGCUGAAGCGCCUACUUAAUGAGUAACUACGAGAAUGGCUCAGACUUUUCCUUCCUCUUGUAGGGACUGCAGAGGAGACAUGAUCAUGGUCUUAAAACUUAUCACACGAGUAGACUGCGCACUUAAAUUUGCCCAUUUUUUGAGCUAGCACAAACAACAUAUCUUCGAGACCACAGACAUAAACUAAAGACAACAUGAGUUUUGAAGCUGGCCCCUGCGAUCGCCGCAGGGUUUUGGGUCAGGGCAGAUGGUGUCGGUGGAUGGUGGCGGAGGGGCAGUGGAAGUGUGAUCGGCAGUUACGCGAGAGUCGCGGUCGGUGCGGGGUUUGCGGAAGGGGCAAGAAUGGGAGAAGAAGUAGACUCUGUCAUGCUGUUGGCGCAUUGGGUCCGAAGCUGUCCAAUGAGACAGAUUCGAGCGCGCAAUGUGCGUUGGCAGUGCGGACGUGCUGGCUGUCUGUGAAGUGGCGAGGCAGUUGUGAUUUUCGAGACCCCGGUUUGGCUUUGGUGGCGGCGAUCCGCUUUGUUUCGAAGAUGGCAGAACCAGUCUUUCUUCUCUUCUCCAGGCCGGUCUGCUCGGGGUGAGGUCCUCUCAUGCUUAUGGAUUGAUAUGCAAUUGCCAAAGAGAAUUCUUCAAUAUGUCCUAGUAGCGUCAUUUUGUUCGUCCCCGUCAAUGAGCGCAGGUGGCGACAUCACUAUUGAUGAGUUGCUUCAGUUGACGCAUAUCCUCCAUCCCCAGGAGAUGACCACUCCAACGUAGUUGUAGUUGCCUCAGAAUGGCGUGGGUGCUCAGGAGUCUGGUCCAUUCUAGAACUUCCGUGUCGGAGAAUUUGUCUUGUCAUCGCAACUUUAAUAUUCUGCGAAGGCAACUGAGAUGGAAUUGAUUGAGCUUCUUGGCAUGGCCGGAAAACACGGUCCAUCUCUCCGAUUCGCAGAGAAAUGUCGUCAGGACGAAUGCAGUUUGGUAUUUAGAUGGAGGCUUUGGUGAUUCCACAAGGUCUUCUACAGCAGGCCGAAGGUUUAUCUGGCGUUGGAGGUCCAGUUGACCACUUUGUCGUAGAUCCCGUUGCAGCGCGACAUUAUUCCGCCUAGGUAGUACAGUUUCGAGCAAAUAAUACUCAAAGACUUGACUAAGACAUGGAGCCCGUUUCGGUGACUUUUAAUGUAUCCAUCUUUCUUUAACAUAAAUUCCGCAGCAGCAAUUUCUUCCGGAAAUGCUGGACCUUUAUUUUUAUCGCACACUGAUAAGAGUACACAACUAUCACUGCGAUGCUCAGUAAGAUGUAAGUGAUGGAAGAUAAACGGUCAUUUAAAACGGCGAUCUCAGUACACAUAUAACAGUUUUUAACACUCCUCUUGAACUACAAAUGGUGCGGUCACGUCUAAGGUAACGGUUGACGAAUCGCGGCAUUAUCCGUUCGUUAUGUCCUCUGAUGACGGUCUUUUCUCACUACUCUGUUUACCCUUUGCACCCCUUACCCACCAACCAAUGCCCUUCAUGUUCCCCUGAUUGCUUUGUUCGAGCGCAAGGUCGUUGAUAUUUUCUCAUUAUCAGCGCUAAAAGAUUCACGAAACUAUAGAAAUCUGUUCCAUUAAGGGCUUAAUAAAUUUGCUCAACUGAAGGUCCGACUGCAAUCGUCUUGUUUGAAUAGGUGCUCGUCUUUUUGAUAAUGGACGGUAAGGUACUGGGGGAUCUUAAGGUGGCCGAGCUGCGGGGAGAGCUCGAGAAGAGGGACUUGGAUAAGAGCGGAGUUAAACAAGUGCUUAUUGAACGAUUAAAAGAGGUAAUCUGGCCGUUUAUUGUACAUCUUUAGGCUCUCAUAUCUGAGGGAAAAGAUCCAUCAGCUUACACGUUCAGUGGAGUGGAGGCAGCCUUGCCGCCAGCCGAAGUGCCACUGGUUGGUCACGUUUUUUUUAAAUGAUCAUUGGGUGUUGUAGGUGGAUGCCGAAAAAUCUGGCGUUCACGGUAAGUCGUGGCUCUUAUAUUUCUCCGCAUUGUUGGGACUUUUCCUUUUCCGGGGCCUACUCUGAUAGCAUUUAGUCGCCCAGGGCUAGACAUUUUAUAGCGCGUUUGACUUGGGGGCUAGUGCAGGGCUCAAAACCUGACAGACUGAGAGUGCUCGACCUGCGCGAAGAAAGAAGCUUUUCUGCUACACCCCCUCGUUGAUGCUCACCCGAGUGCAUUUUUCACGUCACGCCUGGGGGUCCCUUUGUGCAUACGCACGCAUGCAGGGUACACGCACGCACUUUGUCCGGAAUUUCGGCCCCUGUGGCGACCUAAGUCGCCUUGGGCUACAACGCCCUCAGCUGGCCGGAGAAGACGCGUCAACCUACUGUCCCCGUGUGGGCAGUGUCCGCUAGGAUUGCUGAAAAAUCCAGUCAAUCGCAACACUAGCCCGCGACCGGGCUAGCCCUGGGCGAGUAGAAUGCUAUCAGAGUAUCGUAGUUCCCAUAAAAUUCCAGUCUUGCAGGAUUCUGUUCACUGCCUGUAUGGAUUUGCAGUCCAACUUCUAGCGGAGAUUUUAUGGCCAGAUAAAGCCGGUCAUUUUCCCAGGGAAAGGUUGGACAGGUUUUAAACUUCCAAUCAUAGCUUCUAGUUUUGUGCAGACUAUAACAACUCCACUAAGUUUAAGUCAGUAACUUAGUGUUUUUUUCUUUUGGCGGGGGCUCUUAUGACCUAAGUAGGCCACAGCAUGGGCGCUUUGGCGUAACGUCGUCCUGACAACUCAUCGCGCCUGCUCUGUCACGGCUAUUAAGCUUAAAAUAGCCGUACCCUAGUUCAUAUUCACUCACCAGGCUUUACUGCCCUGUUUGUCCGUUUUGAAGACAUACUUAGUUGUGCCUCAUGCAUCCGUGAGAUUUUCAAGAUUGACGGCUUAGUAAUUCGUCAAGUAGACGCGACAACAGUGAAUGAGCCCGGCGCAAUCGCAAUUUCAGAGCCUGCCUGUAUUGUGUCGUCCCGUUUCGGUGUGUUGAGUGGAGAUUUUGGACUGUCGAACAGGUCCGUUUGGGAAUUGAACUUACUCGUGUUGGCACUGAAGUCGUUCCGAGCCGAACUGGGUUCCUCAACCGUAACCUAUUCGUCCGCCUCUUCCAGGAAAUUGAACAGUGUCAUACUGUGACCUUUCUGAAACAGGUCUUGCUUUUUUAUAUAAUAUAGAGAAUUAGGUGGUCCGGAAGUUUGCGAAUAUUAUAACUUGUUGCAUCCGAUUUCUGUUUCCAAAGCAGAAGACCAGGCAAGCGAGUCGACUCCGGAAAACUCGAAAGCAGAGGAGGUCGUAUCUGAAGAAUUUUCUGUUACAACGAGGAAAGAGACGGGUGACUCUGAUCCCUACGUUGUACACAUCGAAGAACCGGAGGAAGAUUUGGACUAUGAUCUCAAGAGCGAGUGUGUGAUAUCAAAGGAAGCCGAAACAUGUACCGAGCAAGGGAAAGUCGGAAAAGAUAUCCUCACAAAGGACAGGUUCGUCCUCUUCACUGUGCCGAAUGAGCGCGUCUGCUUCCUAAAACGCAACUGAUGAGCGUUCUUUCUCUUUUAGCGAUAAUGCAGUACAGCAGGUGAAGGGUAGGGUGGUAUCUUGAUUGUCACAGUGUUGCAGACCUGUCGAAUUUACGCGUCAGCAACCUAGCGAAGUCUACCAAAGCCGCGGAUUUGAAGCAACACUUUAGCGCGCAUGGCAAGGUUAGCCACCUAUAGUCGUCACAAAUCAAAGUACAGGUUCUGUCUGCCAAAAUCUUGGCCAGCACACGUUCACGAGGUUGUUUUGGAUUUCUAAAAAUGGCCUCAGGUGAGGAUGCAGCAAGCUGUAUACUAAAUCUUGACGGCACUGAAUUCAACGGGACAGUGAUCAAGGUGGAAGUUACGGACAAGGAGCCGCUUUCUUCAAAAACCGUUUCAAAAUCAGCAAGUAAUUCAAAUUCCGCUAAGGAUGUUAGAAAACAUGUGGUGAGGCGGCGCUUUCGUGGAGGUAUGUUCUUGGGUAUUUGACCGGUUCAACUCGUCAAACAUAGCGCCUUACUUAUCGAUGUUAUCUCGAAGACCUGGAGCGCCACUGGACUCAACAAGGCGUUACUAUCGACCUUAUGUGACAGCACAUCCCACGCGGACUGUUAACCGAGUCUCGCGAUACUUGUCAAGAUCAGUGGCGUCUACAACUUCCCGAGGUCUGGAGUACCUACGACGUCCCGUUCAAUCACCCAGGCCACGAACUCCAACAGUGAGUCAUCCAGUGUAUUAUUAAGAAUCAGUUAACUUAUCUGAGUUUUGCACACACCGGAAGCUGUUUCGUUAGGUGUUGUCUUAUGCAAUUUGGUCGCUACUGCAUGGGCCUUGUCUUCACAGAGGCAACUCCAUCAGCAUACCCCGAUAACCAGCAGUUUUGGGAUAUGGCAAAACGCCUUCUGCUGUUACUUUUUAAGUCAGUUGCUAUAAACCGAGUCCACCCGCAAAUAUCCGGAGUUCUCGACUCCUGCCUAGCAGCUUAGAUCGCUGCUGAUUGUUCUUGAUUUUUCCCCAGAAGAAAACAAUAAUUUCGCCUGGUACACUUCGCCAUCAACUGCAUCUGUACCGGAUUAACCGCACUUUGGAUAUGGAAGCUGUCAACCAUGGAGAGAGCUUGACAAUAAUAACUCGGGAUUCGUCUGUGGCUAGAUCUGGGACUCGAUUCAUGGUAUCUGGAUUUCGCGAUUUCAUUCCUUCAAUCUUUUUGAUGGGGCUUGUGGGUUUAAUUGUUUCUGCCAAUUUCCGCUAUAAACUAUCGGAAUGGAUAAUAGCGUUAAUGGUGCUUUGGUUUUAGGCUUGUUAACUAUUACGCACAUAUAACUGACCUUCGCUAUUUUAGGUCGCGCUAACUUCUAAAGAACCUAAUGACUCUUCCUGAUUGUUCGAAAUAUCUCUUCCAGACACCGUCCAGACACCUUUGCCCAGAAGGUUAUCCGGUACGACAUUCACCAAGUGAAUCCCGGCCGUCUCCGAAGGUCAGAAUGGAUUAUUCUGUUCCGAGGUACUCUAGCACUAGUCGCCAACUUUCUCCACAUAGAGCGCGAGAAAGAACCCCCACAAGACUUAUGCAAAAAUGGCCUGCAAACAGUACUAGCAGCGGCCAUUUCCGGAAUUACUCCCCCGGCGCUAGGCCGUCGGAAGAUUCAAGGCGCACAGAAGUUAGCACAAGACACGGGAGCAAUUACUUUCGGCGUUCGUCACCAGUCUUCACAAAACUGACCUCCCGCUCUUCUCCGUCUCGGAUUUCUCCACGUCAAGAACCUACUGGUCAUACUUCGCAGUUUCGACACCCAGCCUCUUCCUCAUACCACUCCUCCAGAAUGCACCCGGAAAAUUAUGUCUGUACAGAUCGUCGAGGCCGGUCCUCUGAGAGAGAUUCAACCGCCUCCCAAUUGCGCUACGAAUCUACGACCCGAAACAGUCAUCCUGGCUAUACCAAUUAUAAGACCGAACGACCACCGUAUGACGCUUACGCAUACCCUAACGUCUCCCAGUCCAACGACAUGCGCCGUUCGGGAGAGCGUCGUGGUUGGUAUGUCUAAUUCUUUCAACUUGCAAACUUUUUUAAUUGCGCAUAUGCAAAUAUUUGUAUUCCCGUUUCGGAGGAUAUUUGGAAGAUACGUUCAGGGCUAUAAUAGCCGACCAGUUUCUAGUAAGUUGUUUUUAAUUAAAACGGAUUUCCUUCACUCUUCGCAAAGAGAAUGUCUUACGAAAAAAUAUGUAACGAUUCGGCUUGAUUUGGGUUCCUUUUCGCAUGUUAUUGAUAACUAUCUUGUCCGACGCUAACAGCAGUUGAGGAAGAUGGUGCGCUUACAUCGCAGGGUUGCGGCGUAGUGGAGGUUCGGCUAUUUCUCUUUGAUUUUGUUAGUUAUUUUUAAGUGGUGGGCAACGCGCAGGCGCCUUCUCCGACAAUUAUUUUAAACUACAAAUACCUUAUAGGAAGGAAGAUAUGAUAAAUCGAAGUUAUAUUUAUCAAAGCACGGACGCUCGUUAAAUCUUGACACUCGGGACUGGUUUUGUUACAUCGAAAUUGAGGCCUACCUACGUGGCCACGUCUAAUCGUACUCAAAACCCCCCUUUAACAGGCUGUUAUGGAUACCGCGUAACAUGUAAAUAAAUGAGACUAUAGUUGAAGCCUACAAACAUCGCUGCCUGCCCUAUACAUCGGAGGAUACCCUAUUUUACGGAGCUUUACGUUCGCCAGUCUCCUUCGGUUAGUUCGAGACUGUUUUACGGCCACACGGACGGUAACAUGUCAACCCGCUGACCUCAUUAAGGAUCGCGUACUAAAUCGCCGAUUAGAAUCGCGCGAUGAACGGUUAAUACCCUUAUUAACCACAUUAGAGCUGUCCUUGUUUGUGUUUCUACCACGUAACCAUGUAAGGUGUCGCUGUCAGUCAUAGUAGGUCUGUAGGCGAGUUGGUAUCACAUAAAAUUCACAGUCCUCAAAUAAGCCCAAAAGCCGCUUGCAGGCUCACAUUAGCGACGUAAGUGGGACCUAGGCUUCUUUGUAACGUUCAGCGACCCAUUGUUUUUCCUCGUGUAGGCGGAUCUCCAGCCAGGGCAAUAUCGGUAGCAGCCGUCAGAGUUACGCCGACCGUUCGCGUUCUCGGUCACCAGUCUCCCCAGUCCGUCGUCACUCACAGAGCCGACGUGAUCCAAGCCCGCCUUCAUGGCACCGCGGGAUAAACUCAAGCUCUGAUUAUAUAUCCUCGACGGCAGCAUCUGAUCGGGCUUCCUACAGUUCAGAGAUCUAUGGACAUAAAAACAACGGAAGCGGUUUGGAUCAGGACUACAAUCGGACGAGAAGUCCACUGCAAUCUCAGCGAAGCACUUCAAGGUCCUUCUCCAGGGUGAUUGAUUAUGGACAUCGCUCAGGUAUGCUGUUCUUACAAACCUGCCUGCACUGUAACCCCGCCCUAACCUUAAUGAUCACCACACAAGACUGCAUAUUUUCGCUCCUAGAGAUUUUCCGCAAAACUGACGCCUUGCAAAAGUAGUUGACAAGUGCAUUUCUCGAGGACGCACUUGCGAGGUUUUAAAAGGCAGCGUAGCAAAUCUGGUGCUGCGCACUCCACGUCGUCGAGUAGGCAAUGUACUGGUCGUCUAGACGAAGGCGAUCACUAAGAAUUAGUUUACCAAAAGAUAUCAACCCAGCCAGCUAUUGUUCGACUCAAGCAUUCUAGAACGUGAGUUGGAAGGUAACCGGUCUGAUUCCCAUUUCAGUGACAUUAGCGGUUAUCCAUUCGCAGUCACAAUUUUAACUCAAUUUUAGUAGUCAUCCAUAUAAACUUGGAACCACUUUUGGCGAUUUUACCGAUUUGCAUUAGUAUUUCGUCCGCUCUCAUACACCACCGAUCUGAACUACGUGACUCCGAGUAGCACAUUUCCCCGUAAACUUGAAAAAACGAGACGGCUUAUUUGGGCUUGAAAAAAAUGUCAAAACUCAACGGCAGCGGUCUUCGCCAACACCUCAUCAAUUAGCGACGGAUCAAGACGGCUGGCACCAACGACAUUGCUGACCUAUCGAGCUUCAUGGAAGGCGUUUUUGACUUUCAUGUGCACUACACCAAAUAUUGUAGGGAAGCAAGUAUGCAGUUUCAAGUUCUCCAUCUAGUAGCUAAAAGUAGACUAGGUGAUCCGUAACUGGGGCCUGAGGUUGAGGUUGAUAACCGGCGCAUUUCCCCCACCAAAAGCACUCUGACGCGCUUGAAGCUCUCAUGGUGCGCCAUAAGCUAUAACUUGGAAGAUUGUCAACUAACGGGAUAACUUGAACCCCGCAGUCAGCCCAAUGUGUGCUUAUGUGCGUUGGCGGACUGGUGGUCAGAGUCAGGCUGCAAUAGCUCCUUAAUGUCGCCUCUAUGAGAUCCCCACAUGAUGGUAUCCAAGCCGGGUAUGGCGGCACGUCUAGUGGCAGCUUCGACCGAACCAGCCGUUAUUUUUUUGGUUAAAAUCCUGGCCAAGUGUUUGUUGUAGACCAGGCGGUGUGGUUGUACGGCCGGUCGUGCCAGCCACCUGCCCCCUCCCGCUUCCAGCCUUCUUGAAUGUCUUGGCACCGAGCCCAUGUGGGAAGGAGAGUGCAGUAGAUGCUGCGCAAGCCCAUCAUUAUAAAAGAAAUCAUUCACAAGUCACCGUGCCUGCUCUCACUCUGCUGUGGAGCGCACGAUGGACAUCAUCGGUCACAGUCGAAAUGUCAGGAAACCAAUGGUAAAAGUCAGCGGACAGAAUCACUGGGCGUGCAUUCUGGUUCACAGCUGGCCUCGACUAUAGGGUCAUGUUUCCAACGCAGAAAUUAUUACCUGCACCCCUCUUAAGAUGACAAGACACGCAUGUCGUUUUCUCCUUAUGUCUUAACUCUGUUCCUCAGCCAAGAUUUGCUCCUCAACUUCGCACUUUUCCAACUUUCAGAUACGUCAUCAGCGCAAUGGCAACCGCAAUCAAGUGGGAAUUAUUACAACACCGACAGUAGAACUGGUGGCAGCCAGUGGCGGUCCAGCUAUUACCCUCGCCCGCAUUACUAG